This is a messenger RNA of Hansenula anomala, 526 nucleotides long. RefSeq lists its product as uncharacterized. Lineage: Eukaryota; Fungi; Ascomycota; Saccharomycetes; Phaffomycetales; Wickerhamomycetaceae. The transcript has 3 exons. The record is from RefSeq and is a predicted model, not a curated record. Bases 1 to 402 code for a protein of 133 amino acids.
AUGGAGAUGGAAUAUACAGGUUGUGAGUCAGAGGUUACCCAAGCACUUUAUCAUUGCCUUAUUUACCCACUUACUAAAUUAUUUAAUAUUGUCUACAACAUGACACUAAAGGCUAGUUAUGGUAUACGAUUGGAAGAUACUAUGAUACCUGAGUUUCCCAGAUUUGAAAGAACGAAACAUGGCUCUACCGUUUUCAGUGAUGUGAAGGGCAAAAGGGGUGUUCAUUUGGUGCUUGAAGCAGGGAAGCCAUUUUUAUCACAGUUGUUCAAUUCGAAAGAGAGAGGAUUCAACAGACAAUACAGAGAUUUUUACGACUGUAAGGAAAGGUUUGCUUACAGAUGGUGUAUCAAUGCGUUUUACCCAUUUCAAUCAAAUAGAUAUCGUAAAUGGAAAUUUGACUAGUGCUCAAGACAAUGGAAGUUCCACCAACAACUCUAAUGGUUUUAUUGAUGAAAAAUCUAAAACCAUAAAGAUGUCGGAAUUGUAUUCGCAAGAUGCAAGUCCUGAAGAACGAGUAACAGCUGCC